Rana temporaria (common frog) is the source of this 2317-nucleotide messenger RNA. Its product is annotated as glutathione hydrolase-like YwrD proenzyme. The transcript has 13 exons. Gene Ontology annotation, biological process: glutathione catabolic process. The record is from RefSeq and is a predicted model, not a curated record. Bases 342 to 2036 code for a protein of 564 amino acids. Gene Ontology annotation, molecular function: glutathione gamma-glutamate hydrolase. NCBI's taxonomy places the organism in Eukaryota, Metazoa, Chordata, Amphibia, Anura, Ranidae.
UUUAGCAGAAAGUACUGUCACGGGGAUUACUUCUAUAACUAUUAGGGGUGGUGACUACGUGUUUCCUGCGUCUUUUCCAUAGCUAAGGUUUAUUGUUUUCACUGCACAUUACUAUAAGGCUGGUCAAGUGACUCCUUUAUUUAUUGGGCUCAGAAGAGAGUCAACAAGAUCUUAUUCUUCUAAUUUGGGUCUUGAUUCUUCUUUUAAGGUAUACUGGAGUGGCUGGAGAGGUAUGCGAUGGCAUGACUUGCAAUCCGAGUUUUAUAGAUUGUUCGACUGUUGGCCUAAGGCUGAUAUUUUACUUAUUAAUUUAGGAGAAUCUGCGGUCUCUUUGUUCUUCAAUGGCUUCUAUGCUGGAAUUUAUCUCUAGGAGAUCUCCUGUUGUGUGCACUGGAGGUUGUGUGGCAUCCAGCCAGCCACUUGCAACAGGCAUUGGCUUAGAUAUUCUGAAGAAAGGCGGCAAUGCAGCUGAUGCAGCGGUGGCGGUAGCUGCUGCCCUUAAUGUCACUGAACCCUCAAGCACUGGUAUUGGCGGUGAUUGUUUCUGUUUGUUUUACAGAGCAGAAAACAAAAAGGUCUAUGGCCUUAAUGGAAGUGGCAGAUGUCCAAAGGCAUUGAGUCUGCAAGUACUGAAACAGCAAGGUUUUGAUGAGGAAAACCCUGUCCCGCCUACACACGUUCACAAUGUCACAGUGCCAGGUGCUGCGGCUGCCUGGGCUGAUACUGUUGACCUCUUUGGCAGCAAGAAGCUGACCCUGGCAGAGAUCUUACAGCCAGCCAUUGAACUAGCAGAGUCUGGCUUUCCAGUGUCUGAAGUUUCUGCUUUGCAAUGGAAUGCCGCAGCCAACAAGCUCCAGGCUGAAAACAACAAGUAUGGUACAGAACUGCUGAUUGAUGGACAAGCUCCAGACCAUGGGCAACUCUUCAGAAACCCCUCACUGGCAAACUCAUUCAAGGCCUUAUCAAAAUUGGGAAAGAAAGGAUUCUAUGAAGGAAAGAUUGCACAAGCCAUUGUAGAACUGGUGCAGAGCACUGGCGGUGUGUUGGACCUUGAUGACUUGUCAAGCCACAUGUCUGAAAAUGUACAACCAAUUUCCACUACAUACAAGGGAAUAAAAGUUUGGGAACUCCCACCCAACAGCCAAGGAAUCAUUGUUAUAAUGGCUUUGAAUAUAUUAGAAAACUUCCCCAUCAAAGAGAUGGCUCAUAACAGUGCUGACUACCUCCAUAUAACCUGUGAAGCCUUUAAAUUAAGUGUCUCCGACGGUCAGUGGUACUGUGCUGACCCUGCAGUUUUUCCGAAUCCAACUGAAGACCUCAUUAGUAAAGUAUAUGCUGCAAGACAAACUAACCGUCUAAAUUUGCAAAGGGCAUCAGAAACAAAUAACCACGGGAACCCAUCUAAUACAGGAAGUGACACAGUAUACUUUACAGUAGUGGAUGCGCAUGGAAAUGCAUGCUCAUUUAUCAACAGCAAUUACCAGAAUUUUGGUACGGGACUUGUUCCAGAAGGCUGUGGGUUUACACUGCAGAACCGAGGGGAAAAUUUCUCCCUUUCUCCUGGACAUCCAAAUUGCCUUUCACCUGGAAAACGUCCCUUCCAUACAAUUAUACCAGCACUAGCCACCACUGCAGACACUGAAGACUUGUUGUGUGCAUUUGGUGUAAUGGGGGGCUUCAUGCAACCACAAGGCCAUGUGCAGGUUCUUUUAAACAUGGCAGAAUUUGGAAUGAACCCUCAAAUGGCUGUUGAUGCUCCUCGAUUUUAUGUUGAGUACAAUAACAAAGAUCAGAAAUGGCACCUAUACCUUGAGGAAGGGAUUGCCAUUGAUGUAGUGGAGGACCUAAAGGCAAGAGGCCAUGUGGUGCAUUGGCCUGUUACUGGCCAAGACAGGCAUAUGUUUGGACGUGGACAAAUUAUAAGCAAUGGAGAUUGGUGGAGAACAGGUGACAUUUCCGUUGCCAAUAGUAGGGUGUGGUGGGCUGGAUCAGAUCCCAGAGCAGAUGGCUGUGCAAUGGGCUACUGCAAAGUGUAGUAGGCACACAUCUGUAGUGUUAAAACAAUUUGUGCCAGUAAUUAAAAACUUUUACAUAUGGUUUUAGCUCAGUGUAUUCAUCUAAUACUUGGAGUAUUCUGCAAGAGACUUAAAAAAAAAAUUGGAUUUUGUCUUCUGCAAGAUCUGAUGCUCUUAACCUCCACCCUCUCGCUAAUUCGUUAGGAGGUAUGGAAAGGUUGGAAACUGACAACUUUGUAUGGGAGAAUUCAACAUUAAUAAAAGACACUAAUAAAAUAAACACUCCAAAAACUUUUCAAGAA